AUGUCUUUGUCUCUUUCUUUUGAACCCAUCCACCAAAACUCCACCUUGUAUCACCGCCAUUUAAAUCCGUCAAGCAAGCCUCAAAACACCACCAUCUACUGCCUUCCUCCGGUUUUGGGAGCUUGCCACCAAAAACCAUCAAGAAUCAUCGCUGCCUCCAUCAAUAACCACCACCGAGUUCCGACUGCCACCGCCAGAAGCCAUUGCCCCUACUGCUUUUCAUUCACGGACUCAAUUGUUUUCCGGUCACCACCAGCCGCUUCUUUCUUUCCCUCGUCUUUCCCGGUGAGCCUAAACAAUAACGAAGUAGCAGAGGCUGCUGAAGCAGCCUCUGCCAUCGGAGCUCUUUCCUUCACCAACCAAUGUCGUCGUCACCGCUACUUCUUCCCUCCUUCGUACCCAUCUCCGUUCGCCUCCAUCCUCAUCGAGCUCGUCGGAACAGGAAGUGGAAGCAGCGAAACUGCCAUCACCGCUCAUUGUCGCCGCUAUUGUAGAGCUAUGACACCGCCACAUCCUGUUACGAUCUAG
Molecule: messenger RNA, 528 nt
Organism: Lactuca saligna
Lineage: Eukaryota; Viridiplantae; Streptophyta; Magnoliopsida; Asterales; Asteraceae
Source: the annotation of a GenBank genome assembly